AUGCCAGCUAAGAGAAAGAAGUACAAUUAUGAAUCCUCCGACUAUGGAGAUGAAGGCUAUGAUCAAGACGAUUUUGACGGAGAAGAAGAUGAUUUUGACGAUGAAGAUCAAAACGAAGAAAGUGACAAUGAUAGUGACUAUGACAACUCUAACAAUUAGAAUGAUGCCGGAAAGAAAAACUUACAAUCGAAGCCAAAGCCACAUAAAACCAAAAACGAAAGAGAACCUGAAGAGGAUAUGGAAGAUACAUACGAAGAUGAAGAUCCCUUCUCACCUGAAAUCGACCAGAUUUUAGCGGACAAGCAAGUAGAAAUGGCUUAGGUAUAAGUUUCUUAACAAUAAAACUCUAACAACUAAAAAAUUGCCCGAUCGUUGAUAGUCCAAGGCAAUCAGAAGACAUAAAACUGGUUUUUAGUUAAAUUUGCAGACCAGUCUUACCUUCAUGUAAGGUGGAUCGAAGAAUCUAAGCUAGAAGAGUAUAGUUACCGCGCUAAGUAGAAAAUAAGAAGAUACUACAAUGCCAAGGACAAGAAAAGAUUCAUUAGGCAAGUGAUUGUCUUUAAACCAAAGGAGAAUCAUCAUUUCUCAGAUGAUGAAGAAGAUGAGGAAGAAGAUGAAGAUGCCGCCAUUAAAGGUAUAUAGUUGCCCUCUCUCCCUAUCAUCACCGAGGAAGUUGUUGACCCCUAAUCCAAUAAACCAACCUACAUUCCAGUACUAGGUCCUGAUGGUGAGGAUCUGUGCCAGUUCUUUGAUAAAAAUUUCGUAGCAGUUGAAAGGAUUCUGUCUACUACCCAGCUUUUCCCUGUGAUUCACCCAAAUAAAGCUAAGUAAAUUAGAGGGAAAUGGCAGGAAGAUUGUCUGAAGGUAGUAAAUGUGUUGGCUAAUUUCAGAAAAAAUAAUGUGCCCAUCGGCUUAGCAUUCUGUGAGCAGCUAGAUGCGGAGAACGAGGAUUUAGCAGCUUACUUCAAGGUGAUUAAAUAACCUAUUGACUUGGUUAUGAUAAUGAAUAGGCUCUAUAAUAAGACCUACUAGUAACCUAUCGAUUUCUGGAUUGAUCUUGGACUUCUUUUCAAAAAUUGCCGAACUUAUUAUAAAAGUCAGAAAAGAAGCUUGAGAAAAUAAUGUGACGCACUCAGAUGCCUUGCCUAUCAUUUAUAUAAUGACUGGUAUCAAGAAUAAAAAACAAGAUUUAACACAGGUAUCGCACUCCCCCCAGCACCACCUGAAAAUCUAAAUAAAUCUAUUGAUUCCAAUAUCAAGUAGACUCCCAUUCCCUCGGCUGAGAAGAAAGAAACUCAGCUUAUUGUUAACCUACAAAGUUUACUGAAGACAUAGAGAAGCUCAACAGUAACAUAAAAUUAGAUUCCAACGGACUAAUAAAAGCCAUAGAUUCUGAAUGCACCUCAAAUUGAAUAACCUACUCCAUAAGUCUCAGGUCAGAAUUUUAUGAUACCUAACCAAGUGCCAAAUCUUUAAAUUCAAAAUAUGCCUCCUCCUCAAUCACUCACUCCUUAGAUGAUGCAACACUAGUAAAUGGGAGGGGAUAUGGGAAUUAACAGAACUGGGACUCCUCUUUCUUAACACUUAAAUCAACAAAUUUAAAACUUUGGAUUUCAACAAAUUUAAAAUCAAUAAUAACAGUAAUAGCAGCCUCAAUAAUAAUUAUAGGGGAUGCAGUAGACACCUAAUCUACCCUCCCUAAAUCAAAUUAUGAAUCCACUCGGACAGAUGAAUCCUAUGAUGAUGCAGACCAAUUAAUUCUAAGAUCCAAAUCAGAUCCAUUAACAAAUGCAAAAUUAGUUGGGACAAGGAAUGAACCACGGAUUUAUGGGUUAGAUGCCUCAGCAGUAAUUAAAAACUCCAAACAUGAAUCAACUAUAGCCCGAAUUCCUAUAAAAUUAGCAGUCUCUAGAUUGGAUGCAAUAAAGGUAACUUCAAAAUUAAAUGGAGCAACAACAGCACUAAUUAGGCUUGCCAAUGUUGAACUAGAUGCAGUAAAACAUGAUGCUGAAUCCAUUUUUAAACCAACUAAAUAAAUGUAAAUUUAUUUUAAUUUCAAUAUAUUUUUCAGAAAAUCCACCAAUGAUCAAUGAAUAGCAUUAAAUCAUGGAAAUGCAGGCUCUUUAAAGUUAGCAAGAUAAGAACUUGAACUACUUCAAUCAGAUGAUGGGAAUUCAACAGCAAAAUAAUUUGAGCUAAGAUAUGAUGCAACUAUUAGCCCAAUAAAAUCAACAAGAGUAACUAGCACUCGCUCUAAGGCAAGGAUUCAAUACUCCUGGCUAAUUACCAUCAAUAAACUCCCUUUAAGGUUUUAACUAACCUCAAAAUCAACCUUAAGGAGGCUUCCAACUGCCAUCCUUGAGUCAAUUAAGUUAGCUUAAUCCUUAAAUGGCUGGAUUUGAUCCAUUUUCGAAUAACUUUAUGGGUCUGAUCUAAAACCCUAAUCCAGGAAUGAUGAAUCCAAUGAUGAAUUAGCAGCCUAACAACAUGAAUAUGAUGAAACUACCACAGUUUUAGAGCACUCUAAACUCUAGCAAUGCCUACGACGAGAUGUCCAUGAUGCUAGGAAACUUCUCAAAUUAACUGCCAAGUCUUUAACCAGGGUUUAACCCAUUUGGAUCUAAUGAUAUGCCUCAAGGCAAUCAGCAAAUGUUUGGAGGAGGAUACGGAAACUAAAUGCAAUAGCCACCAGCUUAGCAAAAUACAAACAUCAUGGGAAGCAACAAAUUUGCAAUCAACAACAAUUUCAACCAAAACAUCCAUUAACUUCCCAGCAUAUCAAGCAACUCAGCUUAAGGCUUAGCAGCAAGAACCAUUGAUCCUAAUCUUGUUCAACCAGAUAACCUUGAGUAGUACAAUGAAAAGCAACAAGAUGCCCCUGUGGCUCCAUGCAUUAUGGAUCCAGGUCAUUACGAUCUAUCCUGGCUUUUAGAACCUGGUGAAUCUCCUUAGAAUCUCCAGAGUUGCCAGUACCUAAACCAACAGGAGAUCGAUUAAGCAAUAAAGGUAAAGAGCUUUGUAGAUUAACUAUACUGUGUCAAAUGGAAGAGUUUAUCUUAUAGUCAAUCAACUUGGGAACCUGAAUCUGUUCUGAAACAGAUCUACGAGGAAAAACUUCAAGACUAUUUUAAGUUCAACAGAGCUUUAGACCAGAACUAGAGAGAUAAACUAGACUCUUUGAUUAAAAAUCACAAAAAGAUGCUGAGAAUUACUGAAAAGAAAUAUCAGAACAAAAGAUUAGACCCUAAUGUCGAAGCAUAGAUGGCUCUAUAGGAGUCUAAGUUGAAUAGGCAGAUGUUGAACCAGAAGAUUCAAGAUAUCAUGGGAAACUCUUUCUAUUAAGUUGUUUAGUACAAUCAGCAAAAUGGAAUUGUACCCCAGUUCAAAAAACCUCAAUUUUAAUUAAAGGAUUAUCAGAUAAAAGGUCUAAACUGGCUGAUAAGAGCCUGGCAUUAGCACAGGAAUGUUGUACUUGCCGAUGAAAUGGGGCUUGGAAAAACAAUCAUGACACUAUCUCUUUUUGAACACUUCAAUAGAAUUUACAGACUAAAAGGACCCUACCUAAUCCUAGCUCCUUUGACGACUCUAGAGCAUUGGAAGCGAAUCGCAGAUGAAUGGACUACUCUGAACUCUGUGCUUUACUAUGACCAAGGCAGUUCAGAAGGAAGAAGCGAAAUUAGAUUCUGGGAGUGGUUUUACACAGACGUCACCUACAAAGGCCAAAUCACUCAGAAAUCAGAGCUUUACAAGUUCAACAUCAUCAUAACCUCUUUCGAAGUGUUUAUGCAAGACCUCAAUCCAAUCAUUCAAGAGAUCCCAUUCAUGUAUAUUGUGGUGGACGAGGCUCACAGACUCAAGAAUAAGCAAGCGAAGACUCUUAAACUUCUAAAAGACCACCCUUGCAAGAGGAUUCUGCUGCUUACAGGAACUCCUGUGCAGAACAACACCAAAGAGUUGUGGACUUUAUUGAACUAUAUCGAACCUGAGAAAUUCAACUCUCUUGAAGACUUCCUAGAGCAGUAUGGAAAUUUAGAGAGCUUUGAGUAAAUUCAAAAACUGCACGAUAUGUUAAAGCCUCAUUUCCUCAGAAGACUAAAAGAAGAAGUUGACAACAGCAUCCCUCCACUUCAAGAAACUGUAAUUGAGGUCGGACUCACCACAGUUUAAAAGACUUACUACUAGGGUAUUUACGGUGAAAACAGAAUGAUAUUGGCUAAGUUCGGAACUAACUCUAUAAAGACAUCUCAACUCAACAAUAUUGACGUCUAACUUAGAAAGUGCUGCAACCACUUGUACUUGCUCAAAGGUGUCGAAGAAGAACUCACUAAAGAUUGCAAAACUGAGGAAGACCUCUACAAGAAAUUGCUUGAGUCUAGCGGUAAACUGAUGCUUUUAGACAAGUUCAUUGAGAAGUUCAAGAAGGAGAAUCAUAAAAUGCUGAUAUUCUCUCAGUUCAAAAGAAUGCUUGACAUUAUCGAACUAUAUCUGAAGAUGAAAGCAGUGCCUUAUGAAAAACUGACAGGUAGUGUUAAGACUCAAGAUAGAAUUAGCGCAAUCCAAAGAUUCAAUGACGAUAAGACAUUCGGAGUUUUCUUGCUAACAACCAGAGCUGGUGGACUGGGUAUCAAUUUGACAUCAGCGAGAGUGGUUAUUAUCUUUGACUCAGACUGGAAUCCUUAGAAUGACUUGCAGGCUAUCGCUAGAGCCCACAGAAUCGGCCAGAAAUUCGAAGUUCAGGUGUUUAGACUAAUCACUUCGAAGACCUAUGAAGAGCAAAUGUUCGAGAGAGCCUCGAAGAAACUUGGAAUGGAGCAAGCCCUGUUUAGCAAAGGUGCUUUCCAUUAGAAUGACGAUAUGGAACUGUCGAGCUUGCAUCUGAGAGGUUUAACUGAGUUCAAACAGGAUUCAAAGGAAAUUGAAAAUCUUCUUAAGUAUGGAGCCUAUGCGUUCAUCGAUGAUGACGACAAUGACCAGGUCAACUUCAACAAGGACAUUGAUGAAAUCCUAGCUACAGGCAAGAAGAAGGAGUUCAUGUACAGCAAGGGCAUUUAUACAUUACAGAAGAGCACGUUCAAUGCUGCUAAAUAUGAAAAUCUCAUUGAUGUCAAUGAUCCUAAUUACUGGAACAUUAUUUUCCAAAAUUCUUCAAAUAUCUCAAUAAGUGAAUUGGAGAAGAGGUUUAAAAAGGAGAAGAAAGAGAUAACGAAGAGUGAGAAGAUGCAGAUUGAGUUCUUUAAGGAUCUCGAGAUAGUCUUUAACGACUUCAUGAACACUAAAUUCGAUGCCAAGACCUCAGUAGCAAGCAAGAAGUAACUAGAGUCUGAAGAAGAGAAACUAAGGCAGAUUCUGUAGAAAAUGAUUAAACUCAACGGUAUGAAGUUGAUCUAUGUGCAGAAAUGCAAAGAGUGGCUAAGGGAAAUGCUCAGGCCAAAUAAGAGAAAGAAGCCUCUGCAGAAUAUGUUCUAGGAUGGCGAGGACUAAAUCAUAGGAGAAGAGGACGAAGAAGAAGUCAAAAUGGAAGAUGACGACAUUAUUAUUGAUGAUAGUGACGAUCAAGCCAAGAACAGAACACUCAGGAAAAGAGUUCCUCAAGUGCAGAAUUAAAAGGCAGAUUUCGAUGGAGAGGUUCAGCUGAAAAAGAGGGGCAGGAAACCAAAGAAUCCGAAUAAUGCCAAUGGAGUAAGGCAAGGAGCUUCGAAGAGCUUUGAUGAAAGCGAAGGAUCUGGUAUUGAAGAAGAUGAUGACAUCUAUGGCGAUGAAGAGGAUAAAGAGUACCAAGGCAAAGGAGGUAGAAAAUAAUAAAUAGAUGAAGACUACGGCGAUAGUGAUGAAUUUGGCUACGGGCUCAGGCAUUAAAGAAAAAGACAAAAGACUAGCAGAGACGAUGCCUAUCAUGGAUCAGGAAAUCAAGGUCAUUAUCAUGCUAACAAAAAUCUUCCCAAGAUAAACGAGCAGAUUGUCAAGAAAAACGAGAAGAAUGGAAUAGUAUGUUCAUAUUGCAUGCAACCAGAAACUCUAGGGAAUCUAUGUCAAUAUUUCUGCCAAAGCUACUGCCAAAGAUUCUUCCAUGAGGCUUGCAAAGACUAACUCUUCCAACCAAAUGAUUCAAGAAGAAAUAGACAGUAGAACUCAGUAAUGUGGUAAUGCGAUGACUGCUUAGACAAUAGAGCUCUUUGCUUCUGCUGCAAAAAAAGAGGAUAGAUUCUACUUUUCCCUAAGAAGGGCAAGCCGAAAGCAGCUGGAUUCCCAGAUUUAGCUCAAUCUAGUUUGAAUAACUUCGAGAACGAGGACAAUAAUGAAGAUGAAAUGAACAAUAAUGACUAAAUUGAGGAUGAAAAGGAUUCAGAAGUAGACCAAAAUGAGGAAAUUGAAGACGAAAAUCAACAGGAGCAUCUCGAAGAGAUGAAAGAGGGUGGAGAAUAAUAGCCACCAGAAAACUUGAUUCCUAACUGUUAGGAAGACGAGCAGGAUUUAACUAACAAAGAUUGCUUAAUAAAGAAAGAGACUCCAUAGGAGGAAGAUCAGCAUUAGUUAGAUAAGGAAUAGUCAACUAAAAUAGUCCUGUCCAACAUCGGAACAUUUACUAAAAAAGAAGAACCAGGAUCGGACUCCAAGCAAUAGAAAUCGAAUAAUAAUGGCCUUCACAGCCCUGAGCCUGAACCUAAUGACAAGAGAUAUGUAGUGAGAUGCACACUUGGUCUUUGCUUCAAGUACUAUCAUGUUAAUUGUGUAUACAAGAAUAAAAACGUAUCUUGCAUUAAUUCGAUGAAGGUCUAAAGAUUUAGGUGCCCUCUCCACUACUGUGAAAUAUGCCAAGCAUCUGGAGACAGUGUCCUUAUAGUCUAAUGUGUAACAUGCCCAACUGCUUACCAUCUUAAAUGUUUACCUUAGGAUGAGAAAGCAAUUAGACUAACCAAAAAGUACAUUGUUUGUGGCAAGCACAAUAUGAGUCCUGAGAAAUUUCCCAAAUAUGAAGAGAAGUCAGGAGGCUAUGUAUCAUAAAGAGGCCUCUCUAGCACAGCUGGUGUGCCAGGCAAUUCAUAGAAAGGAGACAAAAAGAAGAAGAAGAGAACUAAAAAAAGAGGGAGAAAGCCUAAAAAUAACACAAACAUUGACGAUAAUGAAGAUGAUUCUCAAGGAGAAGAUGAUUAUAAUGACGAUGAGUUGUAAAAUGAACCUGUAUAUUCAAGCAAUAUAAAUUAGACGCCUCUAAUAAAGAAAGAAUCAACUCAAUAGAUCCACAGUCAUCUUAAUCAAUAGUCUUAAUCAUCUGGCUUAUUAGGAUCUAAGUUUGAUGACUUGGCAAGACAAGGAGUCCUCAACUAAACUGUGCAGAUUUAUCGCCAAAACUCAUCUUCGUCUUCUAUUAAAGGCGAGGCUUAGACAAAUAAAUCCAUGAAGCCAUUAUUUGCAGUAGAGAAAGGGCAGCAAAGAGGAAACAGUAUUAGCAUUAAAAAUCCAGGAUAUGGAAUGAUAGUUUAGCAAUAAAUGAAUCAAGAUUAAAUGAGUCAGCAUCAUUAAUAAUACGGAUACCAAAAUGACAAUGAAUGA
This is a messenger RNA of Stylonychia lemnae, 7551 nucleotides long. NCBI's taxonomy places the organism in Eukaryota, Ciliophora, Spirotrichea, Sporadotrichida, Oxytrichidae. The record is from the annotation of a GenBank genome assembly.